AUGUACAUCGAGGAGAUCGCGAUCGAGGGAUUCAAGUCGUACGCGCAGAGGACGGUGGUGCGAGACUUCGACUCCAAGUUCAACGCCAUAACUGGGCUCAACGGGUCCGGCAAGUCCAACAUCCUCGACUCCAUCUGCUUCGUGCUCGGCAUCACCAACCUGCAGCACGUGCGCGCCAGCAACCUGCAGGAGCUGAUCUAUAAGCAGGGCCAGGCGGGGGUUACGCGCGCGACGGUUUCGAUUGUGUUUAAUAACCAUGACAAGGCCGGGAGUCCCGUGGGGUACGAGGACCAUGACCGCAUCACCGUUACCAGACAGAUCGUGAUCGGCGGGCGCAACAAGUAUCUGAUCAACGGCCACGUGAAGCAGCCGAGCGCCGUGCAGACGCUCUUCCACUCCGUGCAGCUGAACGUGAACAACCCGCACUUCCUCAUCAUGCAAGGCCGCAUCACCAAGGUCCUCAACAUGAAACCCCCCGAGAUCCUCUCCAUGCUGGAGGAGGCCGCCGGCACGCGCAUGUACGAGAACAAGAAGGAAAGCGCGUUAAAGACGCUGGAGAAGAAGCAGACGAAGGUGGAGGAGAUCAAUAAGGUGCUGACCGAGGAGAUUCUGCCGCGGUUGGAGGGUUUGCGGCGGGAGCGCGCGCAGUACCAAGCGUGGCUGCAGGGGAACUCGGAUAUCGACAGGCUGAGCCGGUUCUGUAUCGCGUAUGAGUAUUUUCUUGCGGAAAAGGCGAAGAAUUCCGCUGUGGAGGUAGUGGAGAAGAUUAGGGAGAGCAUUGCGGAGCUAGGGAGAGUGGAGGAGGAGUGUCACGAGGCGAUAGUGACGAAGAAAGGGCUUAUAAAGGAGAUGCUGUUAGAGAAGGACCGGCAGAUGGGGGAUGCGAUGAAGGAGGUGCAGAAGCGCGCAGAUAAGAUCGCCAAGGAGCUCGUUAAAGUCACAUCCGUUUGGAACAACAAGAGCGAGACGUUGGAAGCGGAGAAGAAAGCGCUCGAGCAGCUUGUCAAGACGCUGGCUGACAUGCGGAAAGGCUCCGAGGAACGAGCGGCUCAGAUGCAUUCCGCCGACGACGAGCUCGCAGCCGUCCAAUCAGAAGCCGACACGAAGGCCAAGGCGCUCGCAGACGCGGAGGAGGAAUACGCGGCCGUGCAGGCGGGCAAGACGGGACAUCCGGGGGAAGACAAAACGAUGGCGCAAAAGCUGUCGGAACUGAAAGCGGCGGCGGUGGAAGCGGCGACGGGGGGAAAGCAGGCGGCGCUGCGCGUGACGCACCUGCGGAAGGAGGUGGCGGAGAAAGGGCGGCUGGUGGCGGGGAAGCGCAAGGCGGCGAGCGGGCUGGAGCAGCGGCUAGCGGGCAUGGCGGAAGAGGUUGCGCGAUGCGAGGCGGGGCUGCAAAGGCUAGGGCAUGAUGAUCAGCACUACUCGGGUCUUGAGAAGGCGAAGGUGGAGAAGGAGGCGGCGGUGGGGGAGCUGCGGCAGCGGGUGGAGGCGGCAUCGCGCGAGCUGGGCGUGGGGUUCUCAUACAGCGACCCCGAGAGGGGCUUCGACCGCCGCAAGGUCAAGGGCGUGCUGGCACGCCUCUUCCGCAUGCGCGACGCCUCCAUGGCCACGGCGCUCGAGGUUGUGGCGGGCAGCAGGCUGCACAACGUGGUGGUGGACUCGGAGCAAACGGGCAAGCAGCUGCUGAGCCACGGCCGCCUGCAGCGCCGGGUGACGCUCAUCCCUCUCAACAAGAUCGACAGCCGCUGCAUUUCCCAGGCCAAGCUCAGCCGCGCCAUCCAGCUGGUGGGCAAGGAGAACGUGUGGACUGCGCUCUCUGCGGUCGACUUUGACCCUGAGCUCCAGCCUGCCAUGGCCUUCGCGUUUGGCAACACCUUCAUCUGCCGCGACUCUGCCACAGCCAAGAAGGUGGCGUUCCACCCGGACAUCAUGACGCCCUGUGUGACUCUGGAUGGAGACAGCUACAACCCGGGCGGGCUGCUCACUGGAGGGUCGCGCAGGGGGGGAGGCGUGCUGCUCUCACGCCUGCACGCGGUGAAGGAGGACGAGGAGCAGCUGGCUGCACUGGAGGCUCAGCUGCAGCACGUGCUGGCUGAGCUGGCAGAGGAGCUAGCAGCCCUCGAGGCUGAGCUGGCGGAGUGUGAAGCCACGUCAGCGGAGGCAGCCGGGAAGGAGAAGGGGCUACUGGACGAGGCAGCAGCGUUGGAGAGGGAGAUGGAGCAGCAGGGGCGCGAGAGAGGGCAAAGGCUGAAAGCCCUGGAGGCCAAGGCGAAGGCGGCCAAGCAGCAGGCAGCUGCUGCAAGCAAGGCCCUCAAGGCGAAGCAAAACGAGAGGGAGCAGUUGGCGAUAGCAGUGGAGACGUCGAGGGGCGAGGAGGCAGCAGCGCAGGAGCAGAUCAGUGCAGCAGAGGCGGAGGUGGGACGGCUGCAGCACGAGGUGGACGAAGCUGCAAGGAAGGUGGCGAACGUAAAGGAGGAGUUGGAUGCGGUGCAAGGGGAUGUGGAGAGGCGGCAGAACGAGCUGCGGGCGUGCGAUGAGAGAAUGGCGGGCGUGGAGAGGGAGGUUGGGGAGAUGGAGGAGAGGAAGAUGAAUGCUGGCAUGGAGAAACGGAAACUGGAGCACCAGGUGAAGACAAGGGAGGCGGAGCAGCAGAGGGGCGUGAAGGACGUGGAGCGCAUGGAGCGGCAGCACGCGUGGAUCGCCACGGAGCGCGCGCUGUUUGGGCGGCCCGGCACGGACUAUGACUUCCACUCGCGCGACCCGGUCGCUGCCCGGCAGCUGCUGGCAGAGAAGCAGGCCCAACAGAGCAGUGUGGAGAAGCGCAUAAACAAGAAGGUGAUCGCCAUGUUUGACAAGACGGAGCUGGAGUACAAGGACCUCAACGCCAAGAAGGACAUCGUUCUCAGGGACAAGGCGAAGAUAGAGGAGGCGAUAGAGCAGCUGGACGAGAAGAAGAAGCAGCAGCUGAAAGUCACGUGGGAGAAAGUCACCAAGGAUUUCGGGUCGAUAUUCUCCACACUCCUCCCCGGCACCACGGCCAAGCUGGACCCCCCCGAGGGGCAGGACUUCCUGGCGGGGUUGGAGGUGCGGGUGGCGUUCGGCGGCGUGUGGAAGCACUCGCUCUCCGAGCUCUCCGGCGGCCAGCGCUCCCUGCUCGCCCUCUCCCUCAUCCUCGCCCUGCUGCUCUUCAAACCCGCGCCACUCUACAUCCUGGACGAGGUGGAUGCAGCACUGGAUCUCAACCACACGCAGAACAUCGGCCACAUGAUCAAACAGCACUUCCCGCACUCCCAGUUCAUAGUGGUGUCGCUCAAGGAGGGCAUGUUCAACAACGCAAAUGUCAUUUUCCGCACCAAGUUCAUCGACGGCGUGUCAACUGUCACGCGCACCGUGCCGUCCCUCCCCUCCUCCUCCUCCGCUGCUGCCGGGCUAAGCAGAGCUGCUCCCGGUGCUGCCAAUGGGGGCAGGUCCAGGGGUGCUGCUGCCAGUGUGGCACGGGAGAAGAGCGCAGGAGGGUCGAUGAGGUCAAGGCAAGAGGACACUGAGAACAUUGAGCCAAGUGAAGUCUUCUAG
This is a messenger RNA of Closterium sp. Yama58-4, 3573 nucleotides long. The record is from the annotation of a GenBank genome assembly. Lineage: Eukaryota; Viridiplantae; Streptophyta; Zygnematophyceae; Desmidiales; Closteriaceae.